UUGCGCUGCUGUGAAAGGGUCAUUUGACUCAAAAGGGUGGAGAACCGCUCAACUAGAGCCACCUGCCCAGCUGGCUUCAUUGUUUGCCAAAACGUUCUGGAGUUAAGCUCCUAUCUAGCAACAAACAGGCCAGGCUGGAAGAACCCUGUCAUGCACAACAUUCCUCAGGAGAUGGCUAUGGGCUGGAGCCCAAGGCCCCCAGAGAGGAACUUCCAACACCGCUGGUCCUUGAUAUCUGAAGACUCCGCCGAGGAUCCUGGGUCCCAGCUGGCAGGGUCCAGUCCCACAACCACCUUCAGAAAAAAGAGGCUUUCGACCAUCGAAGACCUGGAGAAUUCCAGUGAGCAGGCGGAGCCCCAUCCAGACCCUUUAGCUGCAGAGGAAGAACCACGCAUGUCAGCCUUGUUGAACAAGGAGCAGUGUCAGAAGACAGAGGCCCUGCAGGACAUGAGCUGGCCAAGGAACCCAAGGAUGCCUGGAAUUUCAGACAGCCCCUGGCAGAGAAGACGAGACCCAAAGAAGCAGGCAGCUGCAAUGCAACGCUUGCAGCAAUGGGAGGCCCAGAUGCUUCUGGAAAUUGAAGAGGCAGUUCAUCAUGAGCUUACCAUCCAAGAGGGGAUCCUUAGCACUGAGUUCCCUGACCAAACCCAGGGUCCACUUAGCUUUGGCACAGUCAGGCAUUGGCUGGCAGUGGCAGCCACAGGAGUGCCCACUCGUGUGACAGCUUUCAAGCAGGACUUGGAGACUGGGACCCUCAGGCAGACAGGAACAAAUAACUUCCUGAGCUCUAUGGGUGGAGUGAAGGCAGUCUUGCUCUCUGGGGCUGAUAAUCCUGUUUUCAAGCAGCUGGGACAUCAGGGCAGAGUCUAA
Messenger RNA from Arvicola amphibius (Eurasian water vole), 870 nucleotides. Its product is annotated as coiled-coil domain-containing protein 201-like. NCBI's taxonomy places the organism in Eukaryota, Metazoa, Chordata, Mammalia, Rodentia, Cricetidae. The transcript has 4 exons. The record is from RefSeq and is a predicted model, not a curated record. The coding region runs from base 151 to 870 and encodes 239 amino acids.